Callorhinchus milii (elephant shark) is the source of this 1098-nucleotide messenger RNA. RefSeq names its product prolactin-releasing peptide receptor-like. Gene Ontology annotation, molecular function: neuropeptide binding; neuropeptide Y receptor activity. NCBI's taxonomy places the organism in Eukaryota, Metazoa, Chordata, Chondrichthyes, Chimaeriformes, Callorhinchidae. Gene Ontology annotation, cellular component: neuron projection; plasma membrane. Gene Ontology annotation, biological process: G protein-coupled receptor signaling pathway. The record is from RefSeq and is a predicted model, not a curated record.
GGUGGGGAGCGGGUGUGCGGGAGAGAAGAGAAUAUUCCCAGCAUGGAGUUGGGAAGCUGGGAAUACACUCAGGGAAACCUGUCUUUAGCAGCCAGGGGGCUGGACGCAUUGUCCAACAACAUCUCAUCGCAGUAAGGGAUCGAAUUGAUCCAGUCCUACAAGCCCCUGAUCAUCCCCUGCUACGGGCUGGUGGUGUUCAUCGGAAUCUUCGGCAACUACCUGCUCAUCUACGUCAUCUGCAAGACCAAGAGGAUGCACAACGUCACCAAUUUCCUCCUGGGUAACCUGGCCUUCUCGGACAUGCUGAUGUGUGCCACGUGCGUGCCCUUCACCUUGGCGUACGUCUUCGAGCCCCGGGGUUGGGUGUACGGACGCUUCAUGUGCUACUUUGUCUUCCUCAUGCAGCCGCUCAGCGUCUUCGUGUCGGUCUUCACCCUGACCGUCAUCGCCGUGGACCGUUACCGGGCCAUGGUCCACCCGCUCCGCCGCAGGCUGACCGUGUCUGCCUGCGCCUACAUCCUGUCCGCCAUCUGGUUCCUGGCCGGCCUGCUCGCCGCUCCCGCCCUGGCACACACUUACUACGUGGAUUUCUACCGCCGGGACCUGACCAUCUGUGAAGAGUUCUGGAUGGGGAUGGAGAGGCCUCGGCUGGCGUACGCCUACAGCACCCUGAUCGCCACCUACGUCCUGCCCCUCUCCGUCAUCUCCAUGUCCUACCUACGCAUCUCGGUCAAGCUCAGGAACCGGGUGGUGCCGGGAAACAUCACCCAGACGCAAGCCGAGUGGGACCGGGCCAGACGCAAGAAGACCUUUCGUCUCUUGGUGCUGGUGGUGGUCGUGUUCGGCCUCUGCUGGCUCCCGCUUCACCUCUUCAACGUGAUCAAGGACAUCGACAUUGGGCUGAUAGACAAGAGGUAUUUCAACCUCAUCCAGCUGUUCUGCCACUGGCUGGCCAUGAGCUCCGCCUGUUAUAAUGCCUUCAUCUACGCCUGGCUCCACGACAGCUUCCGAGGGGCUCUGAGGAACAUGUUCAUCUGGAGAAGGAGCAAGAGAGUGGCUCCCGCUGUGGCCGGUGUGAUGGUCAGUGUGGUGCUUUAA